This is a messenger RNA of Peromyscus maniculatus bairdii (prairie deer mouse), 2843 nucleotides long. RefSeq names its product replication protein A1 (gene Rpa1). Gene Ontology annotation, cellular component: nucleus. Lineage: Eukaryota; Metazoa; Chordata; Mammalia; Rodentia; Cricetidae. Gene Ontology annotation, biological process: DNA repair; DNA replication; DNA recombination. The record is from RefSeq and is a predicted model, not a curated record. Gene Ontology annotation, molecular function: DNA binding.
GCGGCACGCACGGAGGCUCUGGCCAAUCGGUGAGCAGCCCGCGGGACCCCGGCCGGGAAGCUCGGGCGGCGCUGGAGCGCGAGCGCGGGAGUUAGCGGUGCAGCCAUGGUGGGACACCUGAGCGAGGGGGCCAUUGCGGCCAUAAUGCAACAGGGAGAUACAUCCAUAAAGCCCAUCCUUCAAGUCAUUAACAUUCGUCCCAUUACUACAGGGAAUAGUCCACCCCGGUAUCGACUGCUUAUGAGUGAUGGAUUGAACACGCUGUCCUCUUUCAUGUUGGCCACACAGCUGAACCCUCUUGUCGAGGGACAGAAACUGGCCAGCAACUGUGUCUGCCAGGUCAACCGAUUCAUCGUGAACACCCUGAAAGAUGGAAGGAGAGUAGUUAUUUUGAUGAAUGUGGAAGUUGUAAAAUCAGCUGAAGAAGUUGGAAUAAAGAUUGGGAAUCCGGUGCCCUAUAAUGAAGGACACGGGCAGCAACAAGUAGCCCCUUCACCAGCCUCAGCAGCCACACCACCAGCCAGCAAGCCCCAGCCGCAGAAUGGGAGCUUGGGAAUGGGUUCCACUGCAGCUAAGGCUUAUGGUGCCUCAAAGCCAUUUGGAAAACCUGCUGGAACUGGCCUGCUACAGCCUUCAGGAGGGACACAGUCCAAAGUGGUGCCCAUCGCCAGCCUCACCCCUUAUCAAUCCAAGUGGACUAUUUGUGCCCGUGUCACCAACAAAAGUCAGAUCCGUACCUGGAGCAAUUCCCGAGGAGAAGGGAAGCUUUUCUCUAUAGAACUCGUAGAUGAAAGUGGUGAAAUCAGAGCGACUGCUUUCAAUGAGCAGGUGGACAAGUUCUUUCCCCUCAUCGAAGUGAACAAGGUGUAUUAUUUCUCGAAAGGCACCCUGAAGAUCGCUAACAAGCAGUUCUCGGCUGUUAAAAACGACUAUGAGAUGACCUUCAAUAACGAGACUUCUGUCCUUCCCUGUGAAGAUGGCCAUCACUUACCCACCGUUCAGUUUGAUUUCACAGGGAUCGGUGACCUAGAGAGCAAGUCUAAAGACUCACUUGUAGACAUACUCGGGAUCUGCAAGAGCUAUGAAGAGUCCACUAAAAUCACAGUGAAGUCUACCAACAGAGAAGUUGCUAAGAGAAACAUCUAUCUGAUGGACAUGUCAGGGAAAGUGGUGACUGCAACUCUCUGGGGAGAAGACGCCGACAAGUUUGACGGGUCCAGGCAGCCUGUGAUGGCUAUUAAAGGAGCCCGGCUCUCUGACUUUGGUGGGCGGAGCCUCUCUGUCCUGUCGUCUAGCACUGUCAUUGUGAAUCCUGACAUCCCAGAGGCCUAUAAGCUUCGUGGAUGGUUCGACUCAGAAGGACAAGCCUUAGACGGUGUUUCCAUCUCUGACCUCAAGAGUGGAGGCGCCGGAGGGAGCAAUACCAACUGGAAGACCUUGUAUGAGGCUAAAUCGGAGAACCUGGGCCAGGGUGAUAAGGCGGACUACUUCAGCACCGUGGCGACGGUGGUGUUUCUUCGAAAAGAGAACUGUAUGUACCAGGCCUGCCCAACCCAGGACUGCAAUAAGAAGGUGAUUGACCAGCAGAAUGGGUUGUACCGCUGUGAGAAGUGUGACCGGGAGUUCCCCAACUUCAAAUACCGCAUGAUCUUGUCGGUGAACAUUGCAGAUUUUCAAGAGAAUCAGUGGGUGACGUGUUUCCAGGAGUCUGCGGAGGCUAUCCUUGGACAGAACACUGCCUACCUGGGGGAGCUGAAAGAGAAGAACGAGCAGGCGUUUGAAGAGGUUUUCCAGAAUGCCAACUUCCGAUCAUUUACGUUCAGAAUCAGGGUCAAGCUGGAGACCUACAAUGAUGAAUCUCGAAUUAAGGCCACUGUGAUGGACGUGAAGCCCAUCGACUACAGAGAUUAUGCCAAAAGGCUGAUCAUGAACAUCAAGAGGAACAUGUGAUGUGAGCACGUACUGAUGGCCAGAGCUGGAGAGUAAAGAACUGAAGUAGAAUGGCUUUCUUCCCACCCGUGUGACAACCCUGUGACAGCCUCACAGUGCAGAGCCCCUAGGGGACACUGGCAGCCUGUCCAGGCCCCUCUUGGGACUCAUGGGUCGCCAAAAGACAGUGUGCUCAGAGGGCUGUGUAUAAACCGUCAGCCGGCACUCAGCGGGCCUAGAGGUAGCAUAGCACCAGCCCCUCCCCCAUCUUCAGGCUUUUGUCGGAUUUACUAAGAUUUUGUUAUCUUCAAACAGGAAUUAUGUCACAAGUAAUCGACCCUACUUCGUUUGGAUAAUGAGAUGAAUUAUGUAACUUGGGGUUUGCUUUUCCAGUGGUGGUACCUUAGUGUCUUAGGUUCCUCCUGGGGGGAGUGAGACUGGGGGAGAAUCCAGGUGUUUAGGGGGCGUGUCUCCCUGGAAUCAAAGGCUUAUUACUCUUUGCAGAGGUACCACAUGGUCAUUAAUGCUUGGAAUAGCAAAAGGGUAGAAUUAUUAAUAAAAAGCCUAUCGUUAAUAUCUGAAGACCAUCCUUCCUUCGGGGUUUAAUAGAUUUAAUAGACUGAGUCAGAUGGGUCUGAUAUUAAUCAAAAUUGUCUCUUCUGAGGACGGCUGAUAAGCAUUGACUUGCUGUCCCCUAGGGACAUCCAGGCAACUACAAAGCAUUGCUUGAGUUUUCACUUCAAUUAAUGUUGCAUUUGGUGGCUGGAUGCGCCAUCUUUACCUGUACAUUUUUUUUUUCUUGCAUUCAUAUAUUUCAUUUUUGAUUAAAGCUGUGGUAAAUAGGGAAAAUUUUAGAGAGAAUUCCUUUGUUUCCCUUGCUUUGUUUGAAUAAACGGUAUAUCUUUGCUUGUGAA